Trematomus bernacchii (emerald rockcod) is the source of this 1672-nucleotide messenger RNA. It is a transcript of the gene rad21l1, whose product is annotated as RAD21 cohesin complex component like 1. The record is from RefSeq and is a predicted model, not a curated record. Gene Ontology annotation, cellular component: synaptonemal complex; cohesin complex. NCBI's taxonomy places the organism in Eukaryota, Metazoa, Chordata, Actinopteri, Perciformes, Nototheniidae. Gene Ontology annotation, biological process: replication-born double-strand break repair via sister chromatid exchange; synaptonemal complex assembly; mitotic sister chromatid cohesion. Gene Ontology annotation, molecular function: protein binding; chromatin binding.
AUUUGUUUACGUGACGUCCUCGCGGUAAUGUGCACGUUCCAAAUGUCAGAUGUCAGAUGUCAAAACGCGGCAGUUUCAAAGUUAAGGUGACAGCUGACUUCGCUUCUCCAACAUGAUCUUCUACACUCAACUCUUCACCUCCAAGCGAGGACCCCUUGCCAAAAUCUGGCUUGCAGCACACUGGGAAAGGAAACUCACAAAGGCCCAAGUAUUUGAGUGUAAUUUAGAAACAACUAUCAAAGACAUCAUCUCCCCAGAGAUGAAGAUCGGUCUGCGGACCUCUGGUCACCUGCUCGUUGGUGUGGUCAGGAUCUACUCCAAGAAAGCGAAAUAUCUCCUCGCAGACUCCACUGACGCCCUGGUUAAAAUUAAAUUUGCAUUCAGGCCAGGUCAGACAGAUUUGCCCGACGAGGGGCUCGAGGCAACGCUGAAGGCAAUCACCUUGAAUGAAGAUUUCCCCGACUUUGAUACCCAGCUGCCACAUCCAAGUAACAUCGACCACUUCUCACUGAACCAGUGUCGCUCAGAGGACAUCACGUUGAAAGAGGAUAUUGGAAGUGGCUUUCUGAAUUUGAUAGAUUUCGGGAACGAUUCCCAGAGCAUCAGCGCUGGGCUGCUGGACUUCCAGGGCUUCUCUCAACAGGGAGACGCUUUUGGGGACGAGGACAGAGCAGGAGGCUUCCUGGACUUUCUGACAAACAGUGAAAACCCCGAGUCGUCUGAGCUCAACCCAGAAGAGCCUGAAAACACACACAUCUCAACACUCGAGGAUCAACGAGACCCUGAUUGGACAGAGGUGGUGACCCCGACUCAAGACGAGACCACGCUGCUGACCAACGAGAAGGAGGGCUUCGCACUGGACCCUGUGGCAGUCACUCCAAACUCUGAGAAGAGGAGGGGGAAGAGGAAACGUAGGCUGGUGGUGGAUCAGAGCAAAGAGCUGAGCAACGAGUCGAUCAGAGAGCAGCUCUCAAACUGCUCAGAUCUGAUCGCUCCUCUGGACAUGGCCCCCCCGACCCUGCAGCUCAUGCAGUGGAAGGAGAGCGGCAGGGCAGACAAACUGUUUGCUCAGCUGUGUUCAACUGUAGCAGCGCCGCAGAUAAAGAAGCUCUUUGCCAAGACUAUUUUCCAGGUGAAACUCUCAGUUGUGCAUCAGGAGGUCGAGGUGAUGCGCAAGGAUGGAAGAGAUGCUCAGAGGGACAUCACCGUCGUAGAUUCAUCGAUAGAUCAGGAAACAACUUACAACACGGAUGUGAGCGACCUCGGUCACAUGACUGAUAAUCAAGGGCAGAAUAACUUUGAGCUCCGAGAAGAUGGGAACAUGUCGGACUUCACUCAUCCUGAACUUCCCUCAGAAGACUCCAUGUUUGUCCAUCCGUCCUGCCUGCAGACUCAGUCCUCCUCCCUCCACACUCAGUCUCUGCUGGAGAGCCAGGACCUCGAGGAGAAGAAGCUGACCAGACGCACUCAGAACGUCCUCCACGCACUAAAGAGCAGCAGAUCCUCCCUCUUCAGUCUCCAGGCGUUGUGUAAAGGACGCUCUCGUUUCCAGGCGGCCACGACCUUCUUCUGCUUCCUGGUUCUGAAGAAACAGAACUCGAUCCAGCUGCAGCAGAGCGCGCCUUAUGAUGACAUCAUCGCCUCGCCCGGACCCACGUUCUACGAGCAGUAA